This is a messenger RNA of Vicugna pacos (alpaca), 1660 nucleotides long. The record is from RefSeq and is a predicted model, not a curated record. Lineage: Eukaryota; Metazoa; Chordata; Mammalia; Artiodactyla; Camelidae.
CUUGUUUUUUCUCCGGACCCAAGGGUGCUCAGGAGCCCCGCAGCCCCCGCCUGUCUCGCACAAAGCGUCUCUGAGAAGACAGCGGAUUUUCGGGCUGCGUGGACCACCCCACCCCGGGCAGACCCCAGAGCAUGGCAUACAUCCAUGAGAGUGAUGGGAGUUCCAGCAGCAGCCACCAGAACCCCAAGAGCACAGCCAAAUGGGCGGCUUCUCUGGAGAAUCUGCUUGAAGACCCAGAAGGCGUGAAAAGAUUUAGGGAAUUUUUAAAAAAAGAAUUCAGUGAAGAAAAUGUUUUAUUUUGGCUAGCAUGCGAAGAUUUUAAGAAAACGCAAGAUAAAAAGCAGAUGCAGGAAAAGGCAAAGGAGAUCUACACGACCUUUCUGUCCAGCAAGGCCUCGUCCCAAGUCAAUGUUGAAGGCCAGUCCCGGCUCAAUGAGAAGAUCCUGGAGGAACCACACCCACUGAUGUUCCAGAAACUCCAGGACCAGAUCUUCAACCUCAUGAAGUAUGACAGCUACAGCCGCUUCUUAAAGUCCGACCUGUUCUUAAAACACAAGCGCACCGAGGAAGAGGAUGAAGACCCUCCCGAUGCCCAGACGGCAGCUAAAAGAGCUUCGAGAAUUUAUAACACAUGAGCCCCUCAAGAUGUUGGUGGGACUGGCAGCUUUCAGAAGCAAAAGGACUCACUCUCAGGACCGUGCAGGGUUUAUAACCGCUUUGUUAUCUGCAAGGACUGAAAUGUACAAAACCCUUCAAUGGGAUAAGUGUAUUUUAUUUCCUGCUUGAUCAGUAAGUUUUGCAUGAUGGCUCAUCUUACAUAAAGAGACAAAUAGCUUUGAAGUUUUAGUUCUUACACACACACACAAAGGUGGAAUCGUCCUUCAACACUGGACAUUUUGAGUGUUUUACAGCUUGAUUAAACUUCAUGUGAGGCCACCAGGUGAAACUUAACAGCCACCUCUUGCCUUGGAAGUCUUUGCCUUGCCUCUGCAGGAGGGUAAUGUGUGUCCACUUGGUGAAUCCGGUUAAGAAUAAGUUGAUCUGACAAGCUCAGGCCAUUGGGGGUUUGUCUAUCAGGUGCUUUUGGGUUAAAUACUUCUAGAGAGUAAGUUCAGUGCUGGAAAAAGAAAAUUAAUCACAGCCUCUAUAAAGAUUUGGGGAGCUGACCUCUGAAUGCCAGCAGAGGGCUCUUAUUUCUCAUGUGUGGGUUUGUCCUGGUUUUGCCCACAACCCAUGACAUUUCAUACAGCACAGAUACCUGGUUCAUUUUGACAGAAACAAGAUCUCAACCAGGAAAAAAGACAAACGGGAGAUUGUUCAGGGUCCCCGUGGCAACGCAAGGUGGCACUGAAUGGGGCUGUGGCACCCGUCCUCUGCCCAUGUUGAGUUGGUGGGAUGCUCCCUUCUCUUGUAGCCCAUCUGGUGGAUGGUGGAACCCUUUCUUCAUGGUGCCUACCGACUUGUUAACUCGGCUUGAGACUUCAGUCAAUGUCUGUCUUGGGUGGAGAGGCUGUGAGUGAAAUCCUGCUGGGCCCAGGCUGCCCAGGUCCCCCCGCAGAGCCCAAGGUCAGGCACAGUUCCCUUCUGCUCAUUGUUCCUGCCAUCUGCUGCCGCCAGACCUUCUCCAGCAUAUUUGCCAAACCUUAAACUCCUGUUUGUA